AUGGCCCCUUCUAAGGUCUGCUCUAAGGUGACCUCGAGCCAGGGCGGCCAACGUGGGCCUCAGAUGUCAUGGAACAAUACCAAUAUCAACACUGUACGCGACAACCAGCCCUCCGUCUCCACUCCCUCUCCUACUGCUCAAGCUGACACUAUCUCCGCACGUCAGCUGUGGCAGAUCAUCCUGCGCACCCAGCAGGUGAAGCUCGACCUGAACUUGGCUGAGAUCUCCGCUGCCUGGCGUAAGUGCCCCUUCCCCCCCCCCCCCCCGGUCACUAGCCAGUCCACACUAACACAUCUUCCAGCCACGGAUCCCCGCCCUACCAUCUUUGCACUGGAGCAGCAGCUUGCCGGUUUCCGUCGUCAUGCCCGUGCUGGCAACAGUAUGGUGUUGCAUCGCGGUGAUAUCAACGUCGCCAUGAGCGCCCAGGCCGCUGCCAACGCUCAAGCUGCCACCGCGAAUGCACACAGCUACGUCUUUUCCAUCAACGGUGGUGCCAAUGGCCAGACCACUAGCAACGCGCCUAUCCACGCUCAUCCUCCCGGCACUAUCCACGGCGUCCAGGGAAUGACAGGCCCUAGCAGUAGUGGUUUUCAUGCUGUGAAUAGUGGUAACGCGGGUGGGUGCUCCCUUCCUCCCUUGCAGAUCCACCGGGCUAAGGAGUCUCAGGUGCCACCCACGUCCGGCGAACGUCCCCUCGUCAGGCUGCUCGCUCCAGACCAGCCAGCCAGGGCUCUGGCGCUCAGCCGCACAAUGAGUAGUCGUCGUGUCGUGACUGCAGCUUACUGGCCUUAUCAUCCCGUGGCUCGUCGUCCCGUUCCCUAUUGUGACUGUGGCAGCUUGGAUUGUUUUCACUGCCACGAGAGGAUCAUGGCUCGGCGGUAG
This is a messenger RNA of Aspergillus bombycis, 882 nucleotides long. RefSeq lists its product as uncharacterized. Lineage: Eukaryota; Fungi; Ascomycota; Eurotiomycetes; Eurotiales; Aspergillaceae. Bases 1 to 882 code for a protein of 293 amino acids. The transcript has a single exon. The record is from RefSeq and is a predicted model, not a curated record.